Homarus americanus (American lobster) is the source of this 6682-nucleotide messenger RNA. Its product is annotated as receptor-type guanylate cyclase Gyc76C-like. The transcript is spliced from 25 exons. Gene Ontology annotation, molecular function: protein kinase activity; ATP binding; peptide receptor activity. The record is from RefSeq and is a predicted model, not a curated record. NCBI's taxonomy places the organism in Eukaryota, Metazoa, Arthropoda, Malacostraca, Decapoda, Nephropidae. Bases 83 to 4477 code for a protein of 1464 amino acids. Gene Ontology annotation, biological process: protein phosphorylation; intracellular signal transduction; cGMP biosynthetic process.
CCACAGGUGGUAUCAGGUCUCGGAUGAUGAUGAGCGAGUAGAGGUGAAGCUACCCUGUUUAGGUACUGCUGCAGGCGUGGUGAUGGGGGCGCAUGGGCGGUGUUGGUGGGUGAUGUGGGGAUGGGAUGGUGGUGGAGGAAAAGAAGGAGGACGGGGAGGAAGAAAACGCCCACCACCACCACCACGACUCACAAGCACACUACCAUCACCCCGGCGAAGUUCUCAUAACUCGGGUGUCUAUGUCCUGUGCCUUGUAUUGUUAACAUUGGUGUGGGGUACCUCAGGGGUGACAUCCCAGGCCAAUACUACCUACACCAUCUCCACCACCUCCGCCUCUCCCAGUCUUGACGACGACCCCUCCACCAACACUAUUUCCUCCAGCCUCCGUUCCUACGUGUCCCCUAUGUUAGAUGAGGGCACCUUCAACACGGUGCGAGGUACUAUCAACGAAACCGAACACGCUGCCAACUGGACUACUGCGUGUGUUCAGACAAACGAGUGGCCUAAAUUUGACAACAAUACCAAGAGCAUCCUGGUGGGGUUCCUACUGACGCGGCUGGGGAAAAUGAGGGAGAGGUUAGGACUCAAGAUCCCCGGUGCCUUCUCCUACGCCGUGGAAGAUGUCAACAACAGAUCCGUCCUACCUGAGAAUUACCAGAUGAGGUUUGAGGUCCACGACACCGAAGGGCUGGAGGAUUUAGGGAGCAAAUCCGUGGUAGACUUGUUGUGUAAGGGCGUCUCUGCCAUCUUCGGCCCCGAGCACACCUGUUACGUCGAAGGAACCAUCGCCCAGGGCAAGAACCUACCCAUGAUAUCCUACGGGUGCAGCAAUGAGCGGGCCUCCCGAUUCACCACCUUCGCCAGGACAAACCCUUCGGAGAAAUAUAUCAUCAAGACAACGGUGGCGACGCUGCGACACAACAACUGGAGUAAGUUCUCCAUUAUCUACAGCGACGGCCAACACAGCAUGAUGGAGACCCUGAAGGAGGAAGCCUCCAAGGAGAAUAUGACCAUCAACCAUGAGAUACAGUAUAAUACUGAGCACCUCCACACCAUCUUUCAGGAGACCAAGAAUGAGACGAGGAUUUAUGUGUUCAUCGGUCAUCGAAAUCUUGUAAAUGAGCUGUUGACGGUAAUGGCCAUGACGGGCAUCUUCACGCUGAAGGAGAGGAGGAAGGAGUACGUGCUGCUCUUCGUGGAGCGGGAGGAGUACAUGCCCAACGACUGGCACAGCUAUAUAUGGGCGGGCAACUCAUUGUUGCAGAUCGAGAGUGAUAAUAGAUGUUUGGAACGUGAUCUGAAGGUAUAUGAUGGCGCGUUCAUGGUUGUAGCAAACAGGGUUCCGGAAAGUAAAAAUCUGUUGGAGACGAUCAGGAAGUACAACAAGAAGUCGCCCUUCUGUCUCGGCUACCACCCCAGCUUCAACAGGCCUGACCGGAAGCCAGGAAUGAUGGAGAAGGAACCAGCAAUCUCCAUCGAACCGCACAUUCCAUAUCUGACGUCGGCGUACCUAUAUGACUCAGUGCAGUUGUAUGCCCGGGCAGUGUCUGAGCUCUAUGCUGCCCAAGAAACAAAGAUACAAUCUGUUGAAGAAAUUGCCAAAGAUGGUGCCAGGAUCAAGAACCAUCUCAAGAAAAUGACGUAUUUAAGCAUCCUGGGGUUCAACAUGACCAUGAAUUCAAAUGCGUCAAGUGAGGGCAAGUACAGCGUUUACUAUUUCUCCAAAUGCCCUGACCCCACGGAGGACAGCCUCAACUGUUCCAGGUGUCUCUAUAAGAUUAGUGACUAUUACAGUGAGAACUCUUCUCUUAUGCUACAUGCCGAGAAGUUCAACAUCCGGGACGAGCCAGAGUGUGGCUACGACGGAAAAAAAUGCGCCAGAAGAGAUCAGGAAUACCAGAAGUACAUUGCCGGGGCAAUGGGUGGAUUACUCAUCUUGUUCACCUUCAUCUCCACCAUUUUGUACCGCAACUGGAAAUACGAACAGGAAAUUGAUGGUCUCCAGUGGCGUAUCGAUUGCAACGACUUGAAACUGAAUAGCCACGCCUCUGCUGGGAGUAGGGUACGUGAGGCCGGCUUAUACUCUACUUCUUCUUCCCUAACCAGCAGGACAAGUCUUGCAAGUGCUGUUUCGUAUGACGUUCAUGGCCAGUGGUACCAAUACCUUGGUAACUACAAAGGCACAGUGGUCUGUCUUAAGUCCAUGCCACUGAACCGGAGGAGACCAGAACUCACUCGUAAUACUAUGAUAGAAAUGAGAAAUAUGCGGGAAAUGAAACAAGACAAUGUUUGUUCCUUUAUUGGAGCAUAUGUUGAACUGAGGAGAGCAGCACAUGGGGAACACAGUAAGGUGACACUAGUAACAGAGUACUGUGCCAGAGGAUCACUACUUGAUAUACUUGCCCUGGAAGACAUCAAACUGGAUUGUCUCUUCAUAUCCUCCCUUGUUCAUGACCUUUUAAGGGGGAUGAUAUUCUUACAUUCACAUUUAGGUCCUCAUGGUAAUCUAAAGUCCUCCAACUGUGUGGUGAAUAGCAGAUGGGUUCUCCAGAUCACUGACUAUGGCCUCCAUGACCUGCGUUGUGAAAGCCUUCGUAAUCUUGAGAGGGAAGACCACGACCAAUUUGACCGGCACAUGCUGUGGAGAGCUCCAGAACUUCUUCGUGCUGGCAUAGAGGUGCCAGGAACCAAGGAAGGAGAUGUUUACUCCUUUGCUAUAAUACUUCAUGAAAUAAUUGGCCGCCAAGGGCCGUAUGACACAUAUGAACCUGAUACAGACGUGGCUUCAGAUAUUAUCAGGAAACUGAAGGAUGGCUCAACAGUGACUGGCCCUCCAUAUCGGCCUGACCUCAACAAGAUAGUGGGCAUGCCUUAUGGUUCCGAUGAGUCUGUACGCGAGGCUAUGCAAGCAGCCUGGGAAGAAAAACCUGCCGACAGACCAAAUUUCCGUACGCUUAAGGGGAAACUCAAGAACAUGAAAGAUAAAAGUCGGAAGGGUAACUUGAUGGACCACAUGAUGCAGAUGAUGGAACAAUACAGCAAAAACCUCGAGGAACUCGUCGGCAACCGCACGCAGCAACUCAAAGACGAACAGCGCAAAACUGAGGACCUCCUUCAUCGAAUGUUGCCAUCGUCUGUAGCAGCAAGUUUAACAAAGGGCAUGGCUGUAGAGCCUCAAGGUUUUGACUCUGUCACCAUAUACUUCAGUGACAUUGUGGGGUUCACUUCCUUGUCUGCAGAAAGCACGGCUUAUGAGGUGGUAAAGUUCCUUAAUGACCUGUACACCCUGUUUGACAAUAUCAUACGUGGCUAUGAGGUAUACAAGGUGGAGACCAUUGGUGAUGCAUAUAUGGUAGUAUCUGGUCUGCCCAAGCUUAAUAUGGGAAGACAUGCUGGAGAGAUCGCUUCCAUGGCCCUCGAACUGCUGGACGGAGUUCAAAAUAGAUUUGUCAUUCGGCAUCGUCCUGAUAGAAGGCUGCUGUUACGUAUUGGGCUUCAUACAGGCCCGGUAAUAGCUGGGGUUGUGGGCCUCACCAUGCCAAGAUACUGUCUGUUUGGGGACACUGUAAACACUGCCUCAAGAAUGGAGAGUAAUGGGGAGCCACUGAGAAUCCAUAUAUCUAAGUCAUGUCAUGAUGCACUGGAAAAACUUGGUGGGUAUGUGAUGGAGGAGCGUGGACUAGUCAACAUGAAGGGUAAGGGUGAAGUCCUGACCUACUGGCUCAAUUCUGCCACACCUAAGGCCAUCCAGCGUAGAGAAUAUAUCGAGUCUGUCUCACCGCCUCUGCUUCAACUCAACGAAUUUGAGCCAGAGACAAGACGCCGCAGCCCUAGAUUGUCUUCACUAGGCUGCCGAACAUCAAGCAUUCACAGAAGCAUAGAAGACCCAGGAGAUCUAAAUGGUGGGCUGCCACAGUUACACCACGAUGAACCGAGAGACUCCCCACGUUCAGACAUCUUUUCCUACCGUCGACGUUUUAGCAACAAUCUCCGCACUUCCAGCGUAGAUAACACUACACGAGGCAGUCUGCUUUGCCCCCCAAGGCAAGAAAGUGCUCCUAAUAUAGUGCAUCAGAGUGUCAGUCUUGAUGAGUUGCACCAUCCUGGUGUUCGUUUAGAAGUGCCAGCGUUACAAAACAUCACCAAAGCUGCAUCACCCUCAUCGUCAGUCCCGACAAUACCGCUGGAAGAUAUACAGCGUGGAGUCAACUUCUGUCCCUCGGCGGCAGACAAUGAAGACGUUCCUGCCACCCACUGUCAUGGUGAACGGGACCCCAUGUUAAACGAAGGUGAAGGAGACACGCCAUUACAAGGCAUUUAUACUGGAAACAAUAGUCCGUGUGUGUCGGGAACUGAAAGCAUACGAUCGUCCGUGAUACGCUGGCUGAAUGGACUUAUCCAUUUCUCACAUUCUAAUGCUCGAAUACCAACAAAUAAAGGUUCAUUGAAUGGACUGAAGAGUGAGAGUCAUGUUUAGUUUACUCUCUGAACUGAUUAUUUAUGAUUACAGUUCUUAUUCACUCAUGGUUAAGUAAUAUUCCUAGAGGCUGUGUAAGACACCAGUAAAGAUAAAUAUCUUACCUUCAAAAUUUAUAAAAUUCAUUUUGUGAAUAUCGAUAUUGAUACUGAAAGUAAAUUACUUAUCAGUUACAUGAAGUGCAAAAACCUUUAUCAUUAACCAAAAAAACUAUUGAUGAAAAUAUGUUGAAAAGUACUGUAAGGGGUAGAAAACUGUACUAUACAUAAAUAUUUGUUUACAAAAUUUGAAAAACAUAUAUACUGUACUGUACUGUAUAGCUAACUCUUAAUACUAAAGUUUUUUAAAAUUGCAGAUGACAGGUUUUAAUUAGAUUUGAAUUCAUCAUUUGUAAAAUAAAAAUGACAGUGCAUUAAAUGCCUAAUAUAAUUGCUCAGAAUAAAAGAUCUACUUGUAUCAUCAGUCAUAGCUGCUAAAUUACUUAGAGGUGAUAUUUAUGUUAUAAUAUGAAAGUAGCAAUGGUUGAUAUGUGAAGUUUUGUUACAUGUUAUGUGAUAGAUAACAAGAAUAUACAAGUGGCUCUCAGUCACAUGAUAUUUUGUAAAAACAUUUUGGGUUGUCAAUUUUAAGAUGGUUAAAAGUGAUUUACAAAUUGGAUGCAAUUUGGUAAUGAUAAUUGACACCUGAGGGUGAUCACUGAGCCAUCCGAUACAUGAAAAAUUUUCAAGUGGUCUCAAGUAUAUUCAAGUGGUCUCAAGUAUAUUUGUCAAGUGAAGUGAAGAUUGGACAUGUUAUGUGGAGGCAUCAUGGUUUGGCCACUCACUUACAUAAUGUGAAAAAUUGACUUAUUGUUAAUAUUGUAAAUUUAUGUAAAUUAGUAUUACAAAAUAUAAAAACUUUUAUCCAUUAGAUAUGAUAAAAUUAAUUUUAUGGAAUAACUAGUUAUCUUACUUAAAGAAGCCGUGAGGCUGGUCUGUCAGAUCAUAGCACAAUGUGGAUUUUACUAAGUUCACUUUUGCCAGACUGUGAUACACAAUGAGUUGUUGAGAAGGUUCUGAGUAAAGUGGCUACACAUUCACACCAAGCUAAGCUGUAUUCCAGAUAUUUAAAACUCUUAGAAAAAAUACUGGUUCUGUAUUAAAUAUUAGAUAAAGUGAACAUUAAUAAUUUUUAUACUGGGCAGAUGUGGAGCAACUGUUUGAGUGGGCAAUGAGUUUGUUACAAACCACUUUUCUCUGUAUUGUUCAUCUGAACAUUGUAUUCAACUUUCUGAACGUGCCAUACUCUGGGGCAUUCUUUACUGAAAGGACUAGAAGUAUAUUGUCUGUGGUAUCAUUCAUUUCUAAAAUGUUAUUUGAAAAAUGUAUUGUGGAGAGCUUGUGCCAGGUUGCACGUCCUCGCAAUUGUCUUUAUGGAGUGUCGUCUUUGUACAAGCUCACAAUGUGAACAGUUAUAUGGUGGCCUAAAUUUUAAUACAACAUUCAGUGUAUAACUUUAGCUGAAGGCAAUUUCUCCCCUCAUGGAAGAGUUGUACUGUGCUGGGUCCUGAUCAUUACUUGUGACAUCAUUCCUGUGCUGUAUAAAAUAGUCAUGUUGAACACAUUUAAUUAUACACAAUUACCAAUACAAUUAUUCUGUAAUGUCACUAAUGCAAAAAUGCAUUUUUGUACUUAAGUAAACCAAGAUUAUGCCGAGCCACAUAUAUAAUGAAUGUUUUUUAUCUUAGGCCUUUUUAUUUUAUACAUUACUUCUUUUUUCUCAUAUUCAGCAACACUGUAGCAUGUGACUCUCGGGUCUAGUAGAAUCCAUGUCUUUAAAAUAAUGUUCAUGUGUUUAUAUUUAUUUAUUUUUUUUUUUUUUAGUCUAUGCUGAAUAUAUUAAAUUCAUGACUUCAAUUUGCUUGGAAAUAAAUGGAGAAUAUAAAUUAUUCGUGGCACAAACUCCAGGCUUGGAAUUUCAUGGCAGCCUUAGCCAUCAUUGCAAAAACAAAAAGGGUCCAUGGCCACUGUGCUGUGCCCCUUCUCCCUUUUGACUAUAGAAUCCUUUUUUGAAUUUCCAGGCCUGAAACUCCACAGAUGAAAUCUAUUAUUGAAAUGAAGAUCUUAUGCCAAAGUAUUGGGAAGCUGCAUGUGUAAAUGGAUUUAAACAUACUUGUACUUAAAUGUAUUUAUAUACAUUAACUAAAAAUACAUAUUUAUGAAAGUU